AUGAGAUCGAAUUCAUCCGGUAGCAGUAUAAACUCGCCGCUCGGUCCGGGCGCGUCUUGCGGCAUGGCGGCGAAUCCGUACGCCGUGCCGCUGUACGGCGGCGCGCCGGUACAGGGGUACGGGUGUGCGCCAGCGGAUCUGCCGCACUAUGGCGACAUGCGCGGCGCCGGAUGGUACCCCGCCUCCAACGACCCCAGGUUUGCCAGUAAACUAACGCAACAUAACAGUAAACCCGUCAUGAAUGAACAAUGGAGCCAUUACGAUUACAACGGGAUAUAUUUACGAGUGAUUAGACCUCGAACAGAAAUUAUGGCACGCUUCCGUAGCGAUAAGCAUCUUGAGCACGGAUUAAAACGGUAA
Messenger RNA from Diatraea saccharalis (sugarcane borer), 360 nucleotides. The record is from the annotation of a GenBank genome assembly. Lineage: Eukaryota; Metazoa; Arthropoda; Insecta; Lepidoptera; Crambidae.